UGUUGAUAUAAAAAUAAUGAAUGUAGAAAUCGUUUAAUUUGAAUAACAAUCAUUCUGAACUAACUCAAAAUUCUGAAGUCAAUCACUCUUAGAUUGUCCAUGAGUGUCUUGUAUGUGUAUGAAAUACAAUAUGGGCACUAAGAAUGAAUUUGGAACAAGUGUUCACUGGUUUAGAAAAGGCAUGCGCUUGCACGACAACCCUGCAUUUAAAUUGGCAUAUGAGUCGAAAAAUAGUAAUGGUGAGUACUACAAACUCAAACCAAUUUACAUAUUAGAUCCUUACUUUCGUAAAUACAUACGUGCGGGCAUGAACCGCUGGAGGUUCUUGCAGCAAAGUUUAGUGGAUUUGGAUCUUAGUCUGAGGAAACUAGGUACCCGUUUGUAUAUAAUUCGAGGAAUACCUGAAGAAGUCUUUCCAGAUUUGUUUGUAAAAUGGAAUGUGAAGUUGUUAACGUUUGAGCUAGACACUGAACCAUAUGCACGUAAACGAGAUGAACAAGUUGAAAAUUUGGCAAGACAACAUGGAGUCAAAGUUGAUCAAAAAGUUUCACAUACUAUUUAUAAUACUGAACUAGUGAUCAGAGCAAAUAUGGGUAAAGUUCCAAUGACUUAUCAGAAAUUUGUAUCUGUUGUUGGUUCAAUGCCACCUCCUCGGCGACCACUACCUGCACCAGAUAAACUACCAUUAGAGUGUCUACUAGAUGAUGAUUUAAAAAAUCAUGAAUUUGAUGUUCCAACAGUAGAUGAAUUGCUAACAUUGAAGGGCUUUAACCCUCAAGACCUAAAAUCUUGUUUAUACCCAGGAGGAGAAAAAGAAGCUUUACGACGUUUAGAAGAAUGCAUGAAAAAUAAGUCAUGGGUUUGUAAAUUUGAAAAACCAAAUACAUCACCAAAUAGCUUAAAACCUAGCACUACUGUACUAAGUCCAUACAUGAAAUUUGGAUGUUUGUCAGCUAGUCAUUUUUACUAUAGAUUAAUAGAAACCAUCGGAAAUAGUUCGCAUUCAAAACCUCCUGUAUCUCUUAUCGGUCAAUUAUAUUGGAGAGAAUUUUAUUACACAGUUGGAGCUGCUACCCCUAAUUUUGAUAAAAUGGCUGGCAAUUCUAUAUGUUGCCAGGUACCAUGGGAUGAUAAUCCUGAGCUUCUAGAAGCAUGGACAAAUGGUAAGACCGGGUAUCCAUUCAUCGAUGCCAUCAUGAGACAACUCAGACAUGAAGGUUGGAUACAUCACUUAGCCAGGCAUGCUGUUGCAUGUUUUCUAACUCGGGGAGACUUAUGGAUAUCAUGGGAAAAAGGAUUGGCUGUAUUUGAAGAACUAUUACUUGAUGCAGAUUGGUCAAUGAAUGCUGGCAACUGGAUGUGGUUAUCAGCAUCAGCAUUUUUUCAUCAGUUUUUUAGAGUUUAUAGUCCAGUUGCAUUUGGUAAAAAAACUGACAAGAGUGGUGAUUACAUUAGAAAAUACAUACCAGAGUUGACCAAAUAUCCAGAUCAGUACAUUUAUGAACCUUGGCUGGCACCAAAGGCACUUCAAGAGAGAGCCGGUUGUAUGAUUGGAAUACAUUAUCCUAAACGAGUGGUAAUACAUGAAGAUGUCUACAAAAAUAAUAUAACUAAAAUGUCAUUGGCCUAUAAAAAUAAUAAAGCUGGUAAAAGUCCUACUAAAAAUUCAGGUGAUACACUGACUCCAGACAAAAAAGUUGUAAAAAAAGCUAAAUUCAAAUGAUUUUUUCCUUAGUUAUUCAUUUGUUUUACAUAAAUAGUUUCUAAAUUAUCUUAUAAUCUAAUGCACUAUCUUGGGGGUAUAGUUGUGUUAUAAUAUAUUUA
This is a messenger RNA of Sipha flava (yellow sugarcane aphid), 1824 nucleotides long. It is a transcript of the gene phr6-4, whose product is annotated as cryptochrome-2. Gene Ontology annotation, molecular function: DNA binding; FAD binding. Gene Ontology annotation, cellular component: nucleus; cytoplasm. Bases 113 to 1723 code for a protein of 536 amino acids. The record is from RefSeq and is a predicted model, not a curated record. NCBI's taxonomy places the organism in Eukaryota, Metazoa, Arthropoda, Insecta, Hemiptera, Aphididae. The transcript has 2 exons. Gene Ontology annotation, biological process: entrainment of circadian clock by photoperiod; circadian regulation of gene expression.